Molecule: messenger RNA, 506 nt
Organism: Neogale vison (American mink)
Lineage: Eukaryota; Metazoa; Chordata; Mammalia; Carnivora; Mustelidae
Product: cystatin-13-like
Exons: 4
Coding region: 72-506 (144 amino acids)
Molecular function (GO): cysteine-type endopeptidase inhibitor activity
Source: RefSeq, a predicted model, not a curated record
CCAGCCCAUGUCCUUCCCCAGUCCUGGAAGGACAGAAGGAACAAGGCUUAUACCCGCUUGGCUGAGGUGCCAUGGCCAGACUCUGCCUGAGCCUGCUGCUCCUGGUGGCCACUGUGACCUUUGUGUCCAGAGGUGUCCACACCUGGGGCAGAUCGAAGGUGGUGAGGAAUUUCCAAGACAUCCCGGAAACUUACGUCUAUGUGCGGCAGGCACUGUGGCAUGCCAUGAAAGAGUAUAACAAGGCCAGCAAAGACAAGUACACCUUCAAGGUGGUGAAGGUCCUGAAAUCCCAGGAGCAGGUCACAGACAGUUUGGACUACUUUCUUAAAGUCAAAAUUGCCCGAACAAUGUGCAAGAAAAUUUCAGGAGAAAAUGAAAACUGCUUGUUACAACAGGAUCCCCAAAUGAAAAAGAUGUGUCUUGAAAGAAGUUACUGUGGCGGAUGUCGAAAAGGGUCUGAUACUGAGAACAUGAUGCCUUUUUACUGUGUUGUCAGCCUCUUCUAG